Molecule: messenger RNA, 944 nt
Organism: Siniperca chuatsi (mandarin fish)
Lineage: Eukaryota; Metazoa; Chordata; Actinopteri; Centrarchiformes; Sinipercidae
Product: mast cell protease 8-like
Exons: 5
Coding region: 58-816 (252 amino acids)
Biological process (GO): proteolysis
Molecular function (GO): serine-type endopeptidase activity
Source: RefSeq, a predicted model, not a curated record
UAUAAAAGGGUCUACUUGACACCCCUAAGAAGACAAGUCAGUUGUCUUGCUGGCAUCAUGCACGGUCUGCAGAAACUUCUGCUUUUUCAUGUUCUGACAUGUCUUGGACAAAAUGCACUUGGGAGUGAAAUCAUAGAUGGGGAAAAAGCCCCGGAGAACUCGCUGCUGUAUAUGGCCUCGCUGCAGGACAACAUGACUCAUUUAUGUGGAGGAUUCCUCAUCAGUAAACAGUUUGUAGUCACUGCUGCACACUGCAAUGAUAACUUGGCCAGAAAACCUACACGUGUUGUUCUUGGCACCCAUGAUCUCAAGAAGGCUGAUAAAACAGUGAGACUCAUUGAAAAGAAGUGCAAAUACCCAUCUUAUGAGAAUGUCGGAACAGGGAAUGACAUCAUGCUCCUCAAACUGUCUAAAGAAGUUCAACUGGACAGAAGAAUUCAGCUUAUUCAACUUCCCAGUUUUGAAAUGAACAUAAAAGACAACGAAAAGUGCAGUGUGGCUGGAUGGGGUUUGACUAGAAAUGGUUCUACAAAUGAGCUGAGAGUGGUGGAUGUGUCUGUCAUUAACCCGCAAGUCUGUGAAGAGCAAUGGCCUGGUCUUCCUGGCAAUGUUAUCUGUGCAGGAGGAUAUAAAACAACCAAAGGAUUCUGUCAGGGUGAUUCUGGCGGUCCUCUGGUGUGCAACGGGACGGCAGUUGGUGUCGUGUCUUUCAACAAAAAUACCAACUGUAAAUACCCAAACGUACCCAACGUCUAUACAGACAUAUCAAAAUACCUGCCCUGGAUCAAAAAGAUUCUCAAGGAAAAGAAUUGUUAAAUGUAACAAUCUUACACAAAGAUUUGCUUCAGCAUUCUUUCAUUGUAUUUGAUAGGGGCAGUUGUGUCUGAGUCGCUCUGUCAGUGUUUACUCUUUAAUGCAAAGGCAAAAUAAAUGUUUUUUUCAAA